Messenger RNA from Carcharodon carcharias (great white shark), 605 nucleotides. RefSeq names its product agouti signaling protein 1 (gene asip1). Lineage: Eukaryota; Metazoa; Chordata; Chondrichthyes; Lamniformes; Lamnidae. Gene Ontology annotation, biological process: positive regulation of melanin biosynthetic process; hormone-mediated signaling pathway; melanosome organization. The coding region runs from base 64 to 492 and encodes 142 amino acids. The record is from RefSeq and is a predicted model, not a curated record. The transcript has 4 exons. Gene Ontology annotation, cellular component: extracellular region. Gene Ontology annotation, molecular function: neuropeptide hormone activity; melanocortin receptor binding.
CUCAAAGCCAGUUUCCAUUGAGCAACGAAGCAGUCCAGUCUGCACGGUUCUCCAACAUUCAAGAUGGCUAAGACAAUGUACCUUUGCUGGAUUCUCCAAUACACCUGCUGCCUCCUUGUAUACUCACACCUAGCUAUGGAAGAAAAAUUCCCAGAAACUCCACAGAUCAAGAAUAUUUCUGAUCUCCAUCCUGAGAAGCAAUCCAAGUACACUGGCAUCUCCAUAGUAGAACUGCCAAACAGUAGGAAAAUAAAUUUCAGAAGAGAUGGUGGAAGAAUGAGCCCCAGUCAACACAAAAAAAACAACGGGAUUGCAAUGGUCCAUAAGGUGAAGAAGCUAAGGCCAUACAAUGGUCAUUGUGUGCAGCUCUGGGGAAUGUGUCUACCGCCAUCUCCACCAUGUUGCAACCCUUGUGCCUUCUGCCACUGCCGUUUUUUCAAUACUGUCUGCUAUUGCCGGAAGCUGAAUGCCAAGUGUCUGGAUAGAACAUAAGCAGUUUGUCUCAUAAUUUAAAAAAAAGCACAGCCGGCCCGCUUAUAAAAUGAACAAAAAAUAAUAUGCAUGCCUUCUUUUUGGUUAUUGUCAGUUUGGAUUAUGGGUAAAGA